AUGCCUUUAAGUGCACUAAUCUUUUCUUGUCCAAUAUUUAAUCUGCUCUUACUCCCAUCCAGUGUUGUUGCUGUUUUUUUGAGACAUUGUAGCUUUCAUCUUUAAAAUUUCACUUUGGGUCUUCUUUAUAUCUUUUAUAUCUCUCCCUAACUUCUUGAAAACACUGAUAAUAACUGCUUUAAUUACUUUCUCUGCCAAUUCUAACAUCUGUGUCAGUUCUAGGCCUGUUUUUAUUGAUUGACUUUUCCCUCAUUAUUGAUCAUGUUUUCCUUCCUCUUUGUAUGCCUGGUAAACUUUGAUUGACUGCCAAACAUGGCAAAUUUUACCUUGUUGGGUCUUGAAUAUCUUUGUAUUCCUAUGAAUCUUGAGCUUUGUUCUGGGAUGCAGUUAAAUUUUUUGGAAACAACUUUCUUCUAAGUCUUUUAUGAUUUGUUACGUGGGUUUGGAGCAGUGCUCAGUGUAGAGCUAGUAAUUAGUAUACAGCUAAUUAUUCCUCACACUGAGGCAAGACAUUCCUGAGUACUCUAUCCAAUGCCCUGUAAAUUAUAAGUUUUUCCAGUCUGGCUGGAGGCAAACAAUUUACAUUUUCUUAUGAAAAUGAAGUCUGCAAACAAGAUUACUUUAUUAAAUCACCACCUUCUCAGCUGUUCUUCUCUGUGACCUCUUGGAAAAAGCGGUUUUUCAUCCUGUCAAGGACUGGGGAAAAGAGCUUUAGUCUUUCUUAUUACAAAGACCAUCAUCACCGAGGGUCCAUUGAAAUUGAUCAAAAUUCCAGUGUAGAAGUUGGCAUAAGUAACCAGGAAAAGAUGCAAUCUGUGCAGAAGAUGUUUAAAUGCCACCCUGAUGAGGUCAUGUCCAUCAGAACCACUAACAGGGAAUACUUCCUCAUCGGCCAUGACAGGGAGAAGAUUAAAGACUGGGUCUCCUUCAUGUCAUCAUUUCUCCAGGAUAUAAAAGCAACACAUCAGAACACAGAGGAGGAACUCUCAUUGGGUAAUAAAAGAACCUUCUUCUACCCCAGCCCUCUCCUUGGCCCUCCCAGCACAUCGGAGGCUGUUGGUUCCAGCUCACCAAAAAAUGGUCUCCAGGACACGCAUUUAAUGGAAAAAAGUUCUCCAGGAUUUAGGCAAGCUCAUCUACAAGAUUUAUCAGAAACCACUCAAGAUGUGAAGGAAGAGAAUUAUUAUCUUACUCCUCGAAGUGUUCUUUUAGAGUUGGAUAAUGUCAUUGCUUCCAGUGAUUCUGGUGAAUCCAUUGAAACUGAUGGUCCAGACCAGGUCUCUGGAAGAAUCGAGUGUCAUUAUGAGCCAAUGGAAUCCUAUUUUUUCAAAGAGACAUCCCAUGAGUCUGUGGAUAGCAGCAAAGAGGAACCCCAGACCCUUCCAGAGACCCAGGAUGGGGGCCUCCACCUGCAAGAACAAGGCUCAGGAAUUGAUUGGUGUCUUUCCCCUGCCGAUGUGGAAGCACAGAUCACAAAUGACCAAAAGGGUAAUAUCCCUGAUGAAAGCCAAGUGGAGAAACUGAACAUUUUCCUUUCUCCUCCUGAUGUCAUCAACUAUCUUGCUCUCAUAGAAGCCGCAGGACGGAUAUGUGUGUCUCAGUGGGAAGGCCCCCCACGUCUGGGAUGCAUAUUUUGCCACGGAGAUCAUCUUUUGGCGGUGAAUGGCCUGAAGCCCCAGAGCCUGGACGAGGUCUCCUUGUUUCUCACCCGGUCCAUCCAGAAGGAGGACUUUUUCAGGAUUCUUUCAUAUCAAGUAGCAUUUGGAGAAGGCACUGGGCUAAGAGACACAGCACCUGGGUUCAGGACCUCAGAUCGGAGUGAUGUAGCAAAAAGAGCUUGCAUGCAAUCAGACUGGUGCAGGGAUUCCAAACCAGCUCCUUCAACCAAUUUGUGCCUCAGUUUUCUUUUCUGUAAAAUUAUGGCUAAUGAUGGUGCUGGUUGUUGGAUAAUUAAAUGAGGUUAUACGUGUAAUGUGCUUACAAAGGUGACUGGCACAUAUUAGGUAAUCAAUUAAGUUACUAGUUACUUUUACUUCUACUACAACUGA
Cercocebus atys (sooty mangabey) is the source of this 2048-nucleotide messenger RNA. RefSeq names its product pleckstrin homology domain containing, family S member 1 (gene PLEKHS1). The coding region runs from base 807 to 1958 and encodes 383 amino acids. The record is from RefSeq and is a predicted model, not a curated record. The transcript is spliced from 12 exons. Lineage: Eukaryota; Metazoa; Chordata; Mammalia; Primates; Cercopithecidae.